AUGAGGGUUCUCUGCUUACAUGGCCACGGCACCAGCGCUGCUAUAUUCCAAUCUCAAUCUGUUGCCUUCAGGUCGAAAUUAGACGACUCGUACGAGUUUGACUUUGUCGAUGCCCCCUUCCGCUCGGCCCCAGCACCAGGUGCUGAUGGGAUCUGGAAGUCGGGAAAUUACACUUGGUGGCCCCAGACAACGAUUCAGGCCAUCCGUGCGGCUCAUCUCUGGGUUGAAGAGUACAUUGACCAGCAUGGACCCUACGACGCUGUAUGCUGUUUCUCUCAGGGGUGCUCGCUGAUUGGGAGCUAUCUCUUGUACCACGCAAAGGAGUCGCCAGACACGCCUUUGCCUUUCAAGGCAGCCGUCUUUAUUUGCGGCGGCAUGCCCCUCGCCGUAUUGGAGGACCUCGGGCUACCCGUGCCCCAGAGAGCGAAAGACCUCAACGAGAGGACUAGCAAGGUAUUGCAGAAGCGAACCCAUCUGCUGCGGGAACUUGUAGGCGACAUAGACAAGAUUCAGCCAGGAGUUGGGCUUUGGGACAACACCUCGGACUUGCUCCAUGAUCCGAGUAAGCUGCCGCCAGCCUCGGAUACCUUUGGCCUAGAUUUCACAUCCUUUCCUCAGGAUGUGCGGAUCCGGAUCCCCACCGCUCACAUAUAUGGCUCCAAGGAUCCAAAAUGGCCCUCUAGUAUACAACUUGCGUAUUUCUGCAACAAUCGCACCAUGUUCGACCACGGAGGUGGGCACGAUAUUCCCCGUUCGACCGCAGUUUCGGUCAGGAUCGCGGAAAUGCUGAAGCAGCUAGCCAACGGGGUCUGA
Molecule: messenger RNA, 813 nt
Organism: Thyridium curvatum
Lineage: Eukaryota; Fungi; Ascomycota; Sordariomycetes; Thyridiales; Thyridiaceae
Exons: 2
Coding region: 1-813 (270 amino acids)
Cellular component (GO): nucleus; cytoplasm
Source: RefSeq, a predicted model, not a curated record